AUGGAGUCCCAGAUACAUCAGCUUUCGCAUCAGGAUGUUCUCAAAGACGCGUUUGCCAGCAAGGUGGAAGUCAAGCCAACUACCAGGGCAGAAAUUUUGGACCUGGAAGAGCUAAAGGACUACCAAGGACGCAAACGAACGGAGUUUGAAAACGUUUUGAAAGUAAAAAGAUCGGAUAUCAAGCAAUGGAUGCGCUAUGCCCAGUUUGAGAUCGAACAGCACGAUCUGCGAAGAGCGAGAUCGGUGUUUGAGAGGGCCUUGUUGGUCAACCACAGCCACGUACCGCUAUGGAUAAGAUACAUUGACGGCGAACUGAAAGCCAAGAACGUUAACCAUGCCAGAAAUCUGCUAGAACGAGCUACGAGCUUGCUGCCGCGUAUUGACAAGCUUUGGCUUAAAUAUGUGAUUAUCGAGGAGAGUUUGGGAAAUAUUUCCGCAGUGCGUGGUUUGUUCAGUAGAUGGUGCUCACUGGAACCUGGUCGCAAUGCCUUCACAUCAUUCGUGGAGUUUGAGACAAGGUGUGGUGAGUUCGCCAACGUGCGAGAAGUUUAUUCGCGCUACGUCUUGGUGCACCCUUCUGUAGAAACCUGGCUGGCGUGGAUAAGUUUCGAAAAAAAACACGGCAGCGUCGAUACGAUACGGCAAACUCUGUCUUUAGGACUAGAUACUUUGAGCUUUUACAACUCUACUAGUCCCGAAGAUAUCGCUACGAUUGUCAACGUUUUCGCUAAGUGGGAAGCCUCACAGCAAGAAUAUGAACGCGCCAGCACUUUAUAUGGUCUUGCUACACAAAAGUGGCCGAAUAACGAAGUCUUAGCAUCUAAUAGAGUUCAAUUCGAAAAAAUGUACGCUGUGGACUCAAAACUGGACGAAUCAGUUGUGGAAAAGCGCAAAAGGGAGUAUAGAUCAACACUAGCUACAAACCCUAGAGAUUACGAAACCUGGUGGAUUUACCUUGAACUGAUCGAAUUACAUUACCCUAAUGAGUUGGCGUCUGCGCUAGAAGCUUCGCUGGCGAACAAUGCUCCUCAAGACGACACGAAAACCACGGUGUGGCGGAGAUAUAUUUAUUUGUGGAUUCGUGCUCUCAUCGUCUUCGAAUUAAAUUUCGGGCAGUAUGGAAAAGUUCGGGCGAUGUUUGAAAUAUUAACCAAAGAGAUCAUUCCGAACAAAAGGUUCACCUUUGCCAAGAUUUGGACAAUGUAUGCUAAAUUCGAGUUACGCCAAGGAAACGUCACGACAGCUCGCAAAAUCUUGGGCUGGGCUCUGGGAACUUGCCCGAAGGACAAGAUCUACAAGGACUAUAUUCAAUUGGAAUUAGACCUAAAAGAAUUUGACCGAGUACGAAAACUUUAUGAGCACUUUCUCGCUUUCAAUCCAUAUAAUAUCUCAACCUGGCUAUCAUAUGCUGAACUUGAAGAUAAUUUAGGGGACGAGGAGCGGGCGCGUGGUAUCUACCUCAUAGCCAUGUCAGAAGCUGUUGGUUUAAACUAUGACGGACGCUUCAAGAUCUCGAAGGAAUUAAUCAAUUUUGAGACUCUUGCUGGUGAGUAUACCAAGGCUGUUGACGCAUAUAAGGACUUGUUAGAAUUGAGUUCGCACGACGUCAACAUUUGGAUAGAAUUGGCGGCGUUCGAAAGCUCUAUUCCCACAGCGGAGCAGUUGACUAGCAAACUAGACGCCUCUGAAGUUGUGGAUGAUGAUGAAGAGGAUGGGAAAGCAGAAGAAGAGGAGACUUUGGAGGUAACCGAGACACAUAAAUUGAAAUCCAGACAAGUUUUCCGAGAUGCGAUUUCCUACUACAAGAAAUUUGGGGAUAAGCGCAGUAGGCUUACUGUACUUAGGGCUUGGGCUGAUUAUGAAGACGUUCAUGGGACACCUGAGACCCAAUCCGGAGUUCGAGAGAAAUUUCCCAUAGAGAAAGUAAAGACUAGGCAACAAGACGGAAUGGAGGUGGAGUUUGUUGACUUGGAAUAUCCAGAUGAUAAAGAUGAAGAUAAAUCCCAGGAUUUUAAAGCUGAUACAAAAUCAAGGCUGUUGGCUAUGGCCCAAAAGUGGCAAAGAGAGAAGGGUUCGUUAUAA
Molecule: messenger RNA, 2082 nt
Organism: Lachancea dasiensis
Lineage: Eukaryota; Fungi; Ascomycota; Saccharomycetes; Saccharomycetales; Saccharomycetaceae
Source: the annotation of a GenBank genome assembly